AUGAGGAGGGCCGGGCUGGGUAAGUGGGGCGCAGUUGGGGAGCGGGGCCUAGGCGGCCUCUGGGGGAGAGAGGCCUGUUGCCUAGCAACCCCGCCUGAUUGCUAGGGACUAGCAUCCCCUUCUCCAGAAGGGUCUUCAGGCUAACUCUUCCUUUUGCUGCGAAGGCAGUGUUUUCCUCCCGGGGGAAGAGCUUGGGGUGCGGGGGGAGUUAGGGGUCCCAUCAACACCUGGCGGGGGGGGGGACAGGUUACCUCUCCCUGGAAAGCGUCCCCUGCUCUUUGCACGGAGCUACUGAGCCCCGCAGGGCUUACUCCCGAGUAAGUGUGCCUGCAUGGAAUGGGCAGCCCUGACGAGAGGAGACGUGUUGUAACUUACUCCUUCCUUACUCCUUGGUGUUGUCUGCUUCCGUCGGGGGUUGGGCUUGUAAGCUCAACAUCUCUGCAGUUGUUAUCAGAACCCGCUGCAUGUUUUUGCUUAGGCACCGGAGCCUUGUAAACCUGAGUGGUGGAUCUCUACGGUGCCACCUGUUUCCUGUGAUUCAUGUUGUGCUUUCAUUGAUGGGAGAAUUUGUACUUCAGUUUCACUUUUUGAACCGAGAUUCGAGUUCACCGGCAGUGAUAAGUAAUCUAACGUUCUGUGAUUGGGAAGUAACUGUCCCUACUUAGUGAAAUUUAAAUAAAAAUAUUCCCCCACCCCAGGAUCAGAAGCUUCAUGCUUCUGAAUACCAUUUGCUGGACUUCCCACGGGCAUCUGGUUAGUUGCUAAUAGUAAUAUGAGUAAUAACACAUAUAUUCUACCUUUACUUCAAGGAGCACAAGGUGGUCACAUGGUUCUCCCCACCCUCCAUUUUAUCCUCAAAACAACCUUGUGAAGUAGGUUAGACUGAGAGUCCAUGACUGGUCCAGGGUCAUCCAGUGAGCUUCACAGCUGACUGGCAAUUUGAGUGUCCUAGUUUGACACUCUAAUCAUUACACACUGGUUCCCAGGAUACCAAAUUAGACAGACUUUUGCCAGUGUGGAACCGAAUAGCAUUUAUUGCAUUAGUACAUAGACCACAGCAGAAGUUUUCCUUUGUAAUCAAUAAGAAAGUAUGGAGAAGGAUGCCUUUGAACAAGGAGUUUUAUUCAACUUCUUUGGGUGGGUGAAUCCAUAUUUUGUACUAUUUUCCCCAAAACUUUUUGGUGCGAUUGUUUCCAACAAUACAACUGUUCUCUUUCUAGCCAGUGGGGUGAGAUGCCAUCCCACUUCUUUUGACACAGACUUAAUAGUGUCUGUCUUGGCCAUUCCUCUUCCUUUUUUCUCUUACAUUGGGCACUGGUUUCAAUAUGAACUGGCAGUGUCCAAAUCUUUGUCACAGAAAUCCUUUCAACUAGUAGUUCCAAUGCAGAAACGAUAAAGUUUUUUGAGAGGUGCCCACUCUAUAUGUGUCAUAGCUCAGUGGCAGAGCACACAAAAUCCCAGAUUCAGUCCCUGACUUCUCCAGGUAGAACUCGAAAAGACUUCUGUCUGAAACCCUGGAAGGCCACGGCCAAUCACUGUACUGUAAUUUACUGAACUAAAAGGACCAAUGGACUGACUCUGGAUAAGACCCCUUUCAUUGUUUCCAGGUCUAGUAGCAGUACUAUGAAAACAGCAGCAUUUCCCAUACGGAUGCUACAUAUGCAGCCUAGUCUUCAUCAGGUUAAUCAUGUCCCACUGAGUGUUGUGAAAUUUUCUCCCUAGCAGUGAGUUCUGUGAAACAAACUCCCACUCUUUGACCUGCGACCCUUUGUGAUAUUUUUCCGUUUGUCAGCAGCUCUUUGGUGGGUGAAUGCUAAUUUUCAUGGAUAAGACAGAAAAUACCAUUUACUGUUACGAUGGUAAUGUCACGUAAUGGGCAGUGAACCCGCCUAAUUUGAACAGCAAACUAAUGGAUAGCUAGGGUAUUUGGCAAACUUAGUCCCUGUGGAAUAAUUAGGGACUUGCAGAGUUGCCUGCACAGUAAUUUGGGUAUAACAAAUUCGGCACGAUGAGGUGUUUUCUUCGCUCUCUUGUCUCCUCUUUACAUCUUUCUUCCAUAUUUGGAUUGAUUUGUCAAAAAAAUUUCUCUUUGCAGUGCAGAAACAAUUUGUUUCAGGUGUGGGGAACCUGUGGCUCAGGGCCCAGUUGCAGCUCUCUAGGCCUAUCUCUCCAGGUUACACCACCUUGUUAACUACAUCCCUCACCAUCCCUACUUUGCACCUUCAUUAAGUGUUUUGACUUGGUUGGAAUGUAUCUUUGAACUUUGAUAAUGCCUCUUGCUUGCCUGGAAGGGAGGAGAGAUAGUGGUGUGUGUGAGGAAAACCAGUCUACUGUACAAAGGUAAAAUUUACCUUAGUUGUUCCACUCACCUUUGCCUCUGAUCCUGCCUACCACUGAUGUGUGGUGUCAGAAGGUUGUCCAGAAGAGAGUGCGGCCCUUAGGCCAAUGAAAAUGGUUCCCCAUCCCUUAUUUAUUUAUUUAUUUAUUAUUACAUUUAUAUUCCACCUUGCCUCUAAGGAGCUCAAGAGACAAAGGCUGGCCCAGGGUCACAGAGUGAGCUUCAUGACUGAGUGUGAAUUUGAACCUUGGACUCUCAGGUCCUAGUCCAGCAUUCCCACAUCUGGGCAUCACAAAGUUAAACAGCUGUCGUCUUGGCUUACCAGCAUGGUUCCUUGUUUGAGUGUAAUGCUAAGCUAGGGAUUCUGAGAAAACAUUCCACAUGUAUCACAGCUAUGUAGACCCCCAACUGAGCCAGACCCCUUAUAUUUAGGUAGAAGAACUCUGAAGAGGGUUUCUGCUCUCAAAAUAGUCAUAUGGGAAAAGAUGGUCCUUAAGCUACACAGGUCCCAAUCUGUUUCAGAUGUGAUUACCAGCACUUUGAAGUAUGCCCAGAGAUGGACUGGCAGUCUGUGCAGACCUGGCAAAAUAUGAUCCCUCUGGGCUGUCUCAGACUACCAGCAGCGUAACCCAUUGAAGUUUCUGGCAAGUCUUCAAAGGCAGCUCCCCAUACAGCAUAUUGCAGUAGUCUAAUAAACAUGUUAUCAGGACAUGGAUAACUGUGGCCAGGCUCUCUAUCCAGGAGCAGUUGCAACUAGCUUCCACUGACUGUGCAAGGUCUAUCAGGACCACCAGGCUACAAACUUGCUCCAUGUGAAGAGUGCAGCCUCAUCAAGAGCAGGUUCAAUCUCACCUCCAUUCCCAAAUAGAUGGAAACUGAGGAAUCUUACCUGUUUAUUAGCCCUCAUCCAGUCCAUUACAGCUUCGAAGCCCUAAUUCAGCACUUCUACUGCCUCACCUGACUGAUGAGAAAGAUAAGUCGAGCUGAGUUUCAUCAGUGUACUGAUGACCUCAUUCCAAAUCUCAUUGAGUUCUCCAUGGAACAAAGGAGGGGGUGGUUUCUUUCCUCUUUGCUGGACUGUCUUAUGAGGCAUUAGUAGCACCUCACUGAUAUUGCUGCUUUUUUAAUCACACAGAACUCGUGUGAGGAUAUUUUCUUUGCUUUCAUGUUGUUUUCUCUUGGGAUCUUUGUGGUAGGAGUGUGGGGCAGGGACACUUGCUUCUGGUGAUCAGGUGUGUGGAUGUUUGAAUAUUGCAAUUGUGAAAUUGCUAAGUGUGUAAUAGAAAUGUCAUCGGUGGAUUCAAGAAACAUUCUUGUGGGAGAGAUGCAGUUUUGAGUCAUUGUCUGAAAGUGACAGCUGAGAUUCUAGAAGAAUCUGACUGGUUUGUAUGUUGCGUCAGUCAUAAAACAGAAAACAUCUGGGUUAAGACAUCCCUAGGGUGUGAUACGUAACUGAACUUUGACUGAGUAAUUAUUUGAUACGCAGCUUCCUAAGAAAAGUCAGUGAGCUGGUCUACAAGUUACAUAAUGAGUAUCUCUGAUAUCUUUCGUUCUAGCCACUUGUAAAUAUUGUUCCAGCUAAACUCUGUGCAUGGAAAUCUCACAGGAAAAUUAAUACACACACACAAAUAAAACAAAACUCAUUAUUUCACUUUUGUUAUUGGGGGUCAAAUAGUCUUUCAGGCCAUAAAGUUUUCAGUAAACUGGCAGAGUGUAAAGCAUCUGUAAUUAAUUUUGGCACUCCCACUUGGAGUGGGAUAGGCUUACAGGCUUAUAAACUAUGCAAUUAUAAAUUUUACAAUUCUAAACAUUGGAUUUUGUGUUUAUUUAUUGUUCUGACUGAUUUGUUUGUUUGUUUUUAUGUGGGAAGAAUAAUGCAGAUCAACCAAAAGGAACGUUUGAGCUAACGAUCAUGUAGGCGACAAAAUGCAGUCUUCUGCAAUGUUUACAUUCGGUGGACUGAUAUAACACUUGCAGUUACAUCACUUGUGGUCUUUGUUGCACAGUCAUUGCUCUUUAAUGCAGAAAAAAAGUCAAAAGUACUUGCUAUCAUUUUGCCUGACAGGUUUUUUGUGUGUGUGGUAUCUUUGUUUUUGGAAAAGACAGAAUCUCAUUAACCAAUCUGUUGAAAGUUGUGGUAAUGUCCGCUUCCGAAAGUCUCCUUAAAGUGGUGGACUACAGAUUGAAGCACUGAUUAAAAUUGGAAAUAAAUUAAAGCCAGUUAAAAUUGCCAAUAAUUAUUCUAAACAGUACAUGUUGUAUUUUCAGUUUAUUUGGCUACACCAUGGAUUUUCUUUCAGAUGUGCACAUAACAGCUUGUGUGUUGACUAGUGCAGCUUGUACUUUCAUUGUGUUGAAAAGGCGUUCCUUGCUCAUUCUAGUCUGGUGACUCCUAUCACUUGCAUGUUCGGAGACUUGAAUGUAUGCAGCAGAGCUUCCAAUUUUGUUUCCAAGUAUCUCUGCCAUGCCAUAUUGAAGGCACUGAAGAGCGUUACAAACAGUAUAUCCUUAAAUUGUGACGGCUGGGGUGAGGAAUCUGGGGCCAACACAUUGUUGGACUUCAGUUCCCAGCACCCAGCCAGCAUGGCCAGUGGUCAAGAAUGAUGGGAGUUGCAGUCCAGCAAGAGAUCCACUAAUGGCCUUGUUUUUGCAUUUGUGUGACACAGCAUGAAGCAACUGCUCUGUGUGUGUGUGUGUGUGUGUGAGUGUGCGCGCGCGCGCAUGUAUGAAAUAUUUACAGCAUGGAUUUGGGGUUUCUUUUAACACUUAAAAUCUAUGCUGUAAAAAUGGAUAUUGUUACAUGUAUCUCUGGCUGUAUCCAUGGCUGUCCACUAAUUGUUGUAGUGUAGUAAAUUAUCUUUUGAGCCAUCUGGUAGCAUUUGAAUGUACAUGAGGAAUUCAUUCAGAUAUGAGUCUCUGUUCAAGUAUAAUCAAGAUGGUGCAACAGGAGAUGAUUCAGCAAGGCAUUAGCAUUUUGGAAGGUGAAAGAAAGAACAGUGAUGGACCUGGAUGUUUGUCAGGAUGAAAGUUGUGGGAAUGGGAGGUGGUUCUGGACUGUUCAAUCAUUUUUGAAUGAUAUACACUUCUGGAUCCAAAGGUUCCCUUUGGUUUGGAAAUCAUGCAAAAAAGUUUUGUGGGAGGCAUUUGGUGGAGUAGGUACAUUUGUUUGUGUUCCCUUCAUCUCCUUUCUUCAUACACUUUGGGUCUUCAUCUUAUGUAAUACCAAAGCCUGCCUCAAUCUCUUUAGACAGGUGUAAUAAAAGGAAAUUGCUCUUCCCCCUCUAGAAAUUCUGUUUGUUUUGUUUUUUGCUCUAUUUCUGGGGUCUAAACUGAUGUCCUUCUCAGGUGAAGGAGCUGCUGGCGGCAAUUAUGGCUACAGCAACAGUGGGUACAGUGUAUUUGAGGAAGAAAAUGAGAAGUUAACGGAAAGUUUGCGUUCAAAAGUCACUACCAUAAAAUCAGUAAGUAUAUUAUUAUAGAAGCAUUAAAAUUGAUGGCAGUACAUAAUGCUUGCUCAAUCAGGGUAAUAGCAAUAUAGUCGCAAAAACCGAGACAGCUUAAUUGAAUUUGGGCAAAAUAUUGCCCAUCAGAAGGCCUAGUGGACUCAUUCGUGGAACAAAUUUUCUGUCUAAUUGGAUUUGAGCUCCUGCUGACCUUUCUGGCUAAUCAAGAUAUUAGUUACAGGUUGGGAAAGCAGAAGCUCUGCUUAUUUGGCACACCGUGACUAAGGGUUGCACUCCCAAAGGACUUAUAAGUCAGCAAGGUCAGUUAACAGACCUACCAGUAAACCAUCAGGCUAAAUUAUUCCUAUUCCAAUGGAAUAAACAUAGCUAAAUGGGUUGUGUCAAAGCAAGACAAUUCUCACCCCCAUCAGCCUAUGUUAUUUGAACCGCAGUGUGUCAUGUGAGAGCAAGGGUGCUGCAGAUAAAGUACAGUAAAUCUAAUUUGAUUGGGCAUUGUACACUGAAGGGAAGGUAACUGUGCUCUACUGCAGGCUUCCCCAACCUGGUGCCCUCCAUAUGUUGUUGGACUACCAUACCCAUCAGGGAACCAGGCUGUAGAAGGCUGCACUAUAGCACAUCUCUUAUAGCAUAAAUAUGGAGGUGGUUUAAAAUACUCAAGUAGAAUGAAAACAAAAACUGGGGUAUGUUAAAUAACUUGAAGCAUCUCAUAUCAAGAAAUAAAGAAAUUUGAACAAAAGAUUUGUAACAUGACACUACAAAAUGUCAAUACUUGGCUUUAGUUGCUGUUAGUUUGAGAGAAGUUUUAUACAGUAUCUGAAAACCAUAGACUAGAAUUUACUAUUAUCUUUUAGAAUAUUUUUAGAGUUGCCUGUAUCUUGGAUCUUUAAGAUGAUUCCAGAAAGCAUAUUAGCUACGUUUGAUCUUUCCCAAAGAAACUUAGUUUUGCAUGAUGUAAUCCAGUUAGCAGUAUGGGAUCACAAUCUUCUUUUUCCUCAUAGCUUUCCAUUGAAAUUGGAUCAGAAGUUAAACAGCAAAAUAAAAUGCUAGCUGAAAUGGUAUGUAUAUGAAAGUACUCAGUUCCUUUAGAUGAAUUUAGAAUUUGUUUAACUCUCUGACUGAUAAAUUUAGUUCUUUCUGAAAUGUAUCAGUAUAUGAUUUGUUGGGUUUUUAUUUUUUUAAACAACCUGUAAUUUUGAAUUAUACUAGUAGAUGUGCUUUUAUUUCCAGAAAUAAAAUUUCUAGGUAUCAAUUUUUCAAACAUUUUCAUAUGUUUACUUAAAUUAUUUUGAGAUUUCUCUAUAGAAUUUGCAUCAACGUCAAAAUAUGCUUAUAAAUUUUGUGGUGUGCCUGGCCAUAGUUUUCUUAAUUAAAAAAGAAAAAGCGCUCUUUUCUGGUCAGAACUACACAUGCAGAAUCUGGCUUUCCCCACCUGGAUGGUGAACCAUGUUGUCAAUUGGUGCCCUUCCCAUUCCAAUUUCAUAGGUGAAGCUGAGCUUGGGGAACCGUUUCUAAAAAGGUAAAAAAUUAAUUGCUCAUCUGUUUGGGAGGAAGAGCUAGAGUCAGACUCCCCCCCCUUAAACAGAUGAUUGGAAGGAGUUUAACUUUGGAAAGUGGCUUUGCAAGCAGAGUCUCUAAAAGUCCCUUUGCACACAUGCUGCUUUUGGAUCAUGGCAAAGCUGUUUAUUUAUCACAUUUAUAUUCCACCUUUCCUCUAAGGAGCUCAAGACCGUUUGCAUGGUUGUCUUUCUGCCCCCACCCCCAAAUUCUCACAGCAACUCUGAGGUGCCAUUCUUUGCAAGUUUAGUGUUGCAAAUUAAAAUUAGACUAAUUUCCUACUUUGUUACUACAGGACAAUGAAUUUGAUACAACAAGUGGAUUUCUUGGUGCCACGAUGGGUAGACUGAAAACACUCUCCAGAGGAAGCCAAACAAAACUCUUAUGCUACAUGAUGCUGUUCUCACUGUUCGUUUUUUUUGUAAUUUACUGGAUUAUUAAAUUGAGGUGA
This is a messenger RNA of Podarcis lilfordi (Lilford's wall lizard), 7807 nucleotides long. The record is from the annotation of a GenBank genome assembly. NCBI's taxonomy places the organism in Eukaryota, Metazoa, Chordata, Lepidosauria, Squamata, Lacertidae.